GUCUAGCACUAUAUGUCCAACACAUAGGUCUAGCACUAUACGUCCAACACAUAGGUCUAGCACUAUACGUCCAACACAUAGAUCUAGCACUAUACGUCCAACAUAUAGGUCUAGCACUAUACGUCCAACACAUAGAUCUAGCACCAUACGUCCAACAUAUAGGUCUAGCACUAUACGUUCAACAUAUGGGUCUAGCACUAUACGUCCAACAUAUGGGUCUAGCACUAUACGUUCAACAUAUAGGUCUAGCACUAUACGUCCAACAUAUAGGUCUAGCACCAUACGUCCAACACAUAGGUCUAGCACUAUACGUCCAACAUAUAGAUCUAGCACCAUACGUCCAACAUAUAGGUCUAGCACCAUACGUCCAACACAUAGGUCUAGCACUAUACGUCCAACAUAUAGAUCUAGCACCAUACGUCCAACAUAUAGGUCUAGCACCAUACGUCCAACACAUAGAUCUAGCACUAUACGUCCAACACAUAGAUCUAGCACUAUACGUCCAACAUAUAGGUCUAGCACUAUACGUCCAACACAUAGAUCUAGCACUAUACGUCCAACACAUAGAUCUAGCACUAUACGUCCAACACAUAGAUCUAGCACUAUACGUCCAACACAUAGAUCUAGCACUAUACGUCCAACAUAUAGGUCUAGCACCAUACGUCCAACAUAUAGGUCUAGCACUAUACGUCCAACACAUAGAUCUAGCACUAUACGUCCAACAUAUAGGUCUAGCACU
Candidula unifasciata is the source of this 739-nucleotide messenger RNA. Lineage: Eukaryota; Metazoa; Mollusca; Gastropoda; Stylommatophora; Geomitridae. The record is from the annotation of a GenBank genome assembly.